AUGCUCGCACCACUCGGUCUCAUCGUUGCAUUUGCAACCGUUCUCCCUACCGCUAUGGGACACUAUACCUUUCCCAAUCUUCUUUACAAGGGCGCAAAGUUUCCUGAUUACACUUACAUCCGCCGCACUUUUAACCACAUCUCUCACUUCCCUCUCUUUGACCUGAAUUCUACCACUCUUCGCUGCUUCGAAGAUGAGAAUAUUCCAGACCCUGGUACUCUCACUGUCAAAGCCGGUGAUACCGUCGGUUUCACCGUCGACGGAAGAAUCAUUCACGAAGGUCCACUCGUUUGGUAUAUGGCUCGUGCUCCAACCGGUAAAACCGCUAGUACUAUGGAUGGCAGCGGGCCCAUUUGGUUCAAAAUCAACCAAACCACCCCUUAUAUCGGAACCACCCCGGCCCCAAUCGAGACCUUCAAGUGGCCACACUACAACGCAAGCGAAGUUCACAUCCAGGUCCCCAAGUGCAUCCCAUCUGGCGAAUACCUCCUCCGUGUUGAACACAUUGCCAUCCAUAUCGCUUUCAUGGAGGGCCAACACGAGUUCUUUGGUGCAUGCGCACAAUUGAGGGUUACCAACGGACUCGGGACCGGUGCUCCAUGGCCUUUUGCCCAAUUCCCAGGUGCUUACAGAACUGAUGAGCCUGGCUUGUUUUUGAAUGUUCACGACAACUGGGUUCAACCCGACCGUUAUGAAGUCCCAGGACCACCAGUCUGGACUUGUUAG
This is a messenger RNA of Orbilia oligospora ATCC 24927, 726 nucleotides long. RefSeq lists its product as uncharacterized. The coding region runs from base 1 to 726 and encodes 241 amino acids. The record is from RefSeq and is a predicted model, not a curated record. NCBI's taxonomy places the organism in Eukaryota, Fungi, Ascomycota, Orbiliomycetes, Orbiliales, Orbiliaceae. The transcript is spliced from 4 exons.